AUGAAAUAUAAUAUUAAAUUAUUAUCACUAUUUGUGAUAUUAUCAGUUUACAGUUGUGGCAGUACCAGUGUCAAUGUUAAAAACACUAAACAAUAUGUAAAUUUCUUACCAAAAGGUUGUGGUCACAAUCUAGGCUAUGGAUAUGCUGCACCUUUUGAUGGAUGUAUUACAGAUUACGAUAACAAUGUUGCUUACAGUUUCGACUAUAUUUCAGAGAAUGUAUAUAUAAUUUACACUCAUGAAUUGAUAGAUCCAGACUGCCAAGGUUCUGUACUCAAUAAGACAACUAUAAGUGGUAACAGUUGUUUCAAAUUACCAUAUGGUCCACCAACAUCAUUCUACUUUACAUUUACAGAGAAUAACUAUGUCAAUCAUUUGGAUGGUGUAGAAUUAACCUAUUACUCUCAACCGAAUUGCGGAGGAUCGAUCGCUUUCUAUGCUUUCUUUGAGAAUGGAUACACCGAUAAAACUUUUAAUUAUCAAUAUGAAUGUAUGGAUAAUACACCAACAGUCUUUUUCCAAGAAUACAAGCACCGUGCAUCCUUCCCAUUGGAUGGUUAUUGUUUCACACCAGAUGAAGGCCUUGAAAUUAGUAAUUUCAACGGAACAUGUGUAAAUCCAAAAUAA
Messenger RNA from Heterostelium album PN500, 627 nucleotides. Its product is annotated as DUF3430 domain-containing protein. The transcript has a single exon. Bases 1 to 627 code for a protein of 208 amino acids. The record is from RefSeq and is a predicted model, not a curated record. NCBI's taxonomy places the organism in Eukaryota, Evosea, Eumycetozoa, Acytosteliales, Acytosteliaceae.